Messenger RNA from Paramecium sonneborni, 1329 nucleotides. The record is from the annotation of a GenBank genome assembly. NCBI's taxonomy places the organism in Eukaryota, Ciliophora, Oligohymenophorea, Peniculida, Parameciidae.
AGAAGAAAUACGAAACAAAUUAUAAUCAGAUAAAUAAGAAUUUUUCGAAAUGCUCAAAUAAACAAUUAUCUUACAAAAAUAAAGAAGAUGGAAGAUUAUUUAAUUGUUUCAUCGACGAUCAACAUUAGUUGUGUACAGGACAAUGAAUUUUCAACAGCUGCAUACAAAUGCUUGAAAAGUUAUCAAACAUCUUUCAAUAUUAACCUAAAGCAACUGAAUUACCUGAAUUGUCUAAAGAAGAAGCUUCAAAACUUUAGGAUCUCAUUCAAUGGAACCACCCAUCAAUUUAUAUAAAAAUGUGUUUGGAGAAUCCUUAAUGAUCUAUAGAAUCAACAAACAUUUAACAUCUUAUUAGUAGCCGAAAAGAACAUUCAUAUUAACAUAUUUAUCCUGAUAGAAUAGAUACGAUAAUAAAAAUAAUCUGGCAAUCAAUGCUUGAUUUUUAUUGAUUUUACCAGUGCAUAUAACACUGUGAAAAGAUAGAAACUUUAAAAUAGUCUUAGAAUUAGAUAAAUAUUAAAUGAUAUAGAAACCUAAUUUCUUGAGUUGAUUCACAGCAAAAUCUUAUAUGUUGAUAAUCACAACUUGCUCAAUAAAGUAUACUUUCCCUUAAGGCUCACAAAUCUCUUCAACCUUAUCCAAUAUUUACCUUGAUGAAUUUAUCAACGGACUUUUACAGAGAGACCAAUUGAAUUUCAAAUUUUUAGGUUAUGCAGACGAUCUAGUCUUAAUAACUGAUAAAUGUAAUCUUGGUACCUUGUUAAAUGAUAUCAAAGAACUGUCUAAUUUAUGGUGCCUAAGUGUUAAUAACAAAUUUAAUGGCAUACUGCCAAUAAAAUCAGGAAUGAAAUGCACACAUAUAUGUAACUUUCCAAUAGUCAAUAGUUAUAAAUACCUUGGUAGAGAAAUUAACUACAAAGAUUCCGUUUCAAUACAUAUUCAGAAUUUUGUUACCAAAAUCAAUUGUAUCCAAUUCAAACUGCAAUCCAUUUGAUACAAUAUGAACUUCCCCCAAGGUUAUUUUUGAAUAGGCUUUACAUAGGGUCUUACUUUAUUUAUAUUCCAGCUUCUUCUUCUUUCAAUAAAGAAAUCCUUUCCAACAACAUAAUCAAAUUUAAGAAAAAGAUGUGUAAUAAAAUGCUGAGAUUACCUUCAAAUAAAGCAGACACAUUACUUAAUUUAUUUCUUCAAAAUUAUUAUGCCACCAUUUUGGACAGCCUACAUAAUUAUUCAUCUUCAUUUAUUGUAUAUAUUAUUUAAUUAUAAACACAAGAACAGGAUACUCAAAAUAAUCUGCCUAGCAUAAAACUACUAAGUAUUCAUAUUUGA